AUGCCAAAGGUACAAGGCUCAUUCUUCUUGGAGGAACUUGCAACCACUAUGGGUGUUCGAAGUGCGGCGUGUGUACCGCUUACGGAUGUCCAGCGUGUUUUCCCAACACCAGUGGUGGCACAUGCAAUCGAUACGGAUGUGCAUCGUGUGGUGAAUGUAGCGCGUACGGCUGCCCGAAAUGUGGACCAGGAGCAAUGGGAGGAUCGUGCAAUACCUAUGGCUGCUCCGAUUAUGGUAUCAGUCUACAAAGAUUUUUGUCGUUUCUUACAAACCGAUGUUAAAUUGACUGAUCGAGAUUUAAGAGCUACAGGCGUAUUUACAGUAUGUAACGUACUUCUCGAUGGCGGUGCGUAUGACGGUUUACGCAAUCAUCCUUUGUAUUACGAAAAACGUGCAUAUUUUACCACAAAUCAUCUUGUCAAAUAUGUGUUUUUUACUCGUUGUUUAAAUGAUCGAGUAAAGGAAUUAAUAAAAGAAAUUGACAAUGACCCAGUAAAACCUGACGUUUUUGUGUUGAAUUUAGGGUUAUGGGAUUUGAGCGUUUACGAUGGUACAGUAACUGAAUUAGAAUACAAGAAAAAUUUUGAAGAAGUAUUCACGUUAUUUCGCAAAGUAUUACCAAAAGAAACCAUUAUCUUGUAG
Molecule: messenger RNA, 642 nt
Organism: Didymodactylos carnosus
Lineage: Eukaryota; Metazoa; Rotifera; Eurotatoria; Philodinida; Philodinidae
Source: the annotation of a GenBank genome assembly